Molecule: messenger RNA, 1834 nt
Organism: Cricetulus griseus (Chinese hamster)
Lineage: Eukaryota; Metazoa; Chordata; Mammalia; Rodentia; Cricetidae
Source: RefSeq, a predicted model, not a curated record
GGGUUCGUGAAAGUUGUCAAGAAUAAGGCCUACUUCAAGAGGUACCAAGUGAGAUUUAGAAGGCGGCGAGAGGGUAAAACUGACUACUAUGCUCGGAAACGAUUGGUGAUCCAGGACAAAAAUAAGUACAACACACCCAAAUACAGGAUGAUAGUUCGUGUAACUAACAGAGAUAUCAUCUGUCAGAUUGCCUAUGCCCGUAUAGAAGGGGACAUGAUAGUCUGCGCAGCAUAUGCACACGAACUGCCAAAAUACGGGGUCAAAGUUGGCCUGACAAAUUAUGCUGCAGCCUAUUGCACCGGCCUGCUGCUGGCCCGCAGGCUUCUCAAUAGGUUUGGUAUGGACAAGAUCUAUGAAGGCCAAGUGGAGGUGACUGGAGACGAAUACAAUGUUGAGAGCAUCGAUGGCCAGCCUGGUGCCCUCACAGACUCUUUGGAUGCAGGUCUUGCCCGCACUACAACUGGCAAUAAAGUUUUUGGGGCCCUGAAGGGAGCUGUGGAUGGAGGCUUGUCUAUUCCUCAUAGUACCAAACGAUUCCCUGGUUAUGAUUCUGAAAGCAAGGAGUUCAAUGCAGAAGUUCAUCGGAAGCAUAUCAUGGGACAGAAUGUCGCAGACUACAUGCGCUACCUAAUGGAGGAAGAUGAAGAUGCGUACAAGAAACAGUUCUCCCAGUACAUAAAGAACAACGUUACUCCAGACAUGAUGGAGGAGAUGUAUAAGAAAGCUCACGCUGCUAUCCGAGAGAAUCCAGUCUAUGAGAAGAAGCCCAAGAGAGAGGUGAAGAAGAAGAGGUGGAACCGUCCCAAAAUGUCUUUGGCCCAGAAGAAAGAUCGGGUUGCUCAAAAGAAGGCAAGCUUCCUCAGAGCUCAAGAACGGGCUGCUGAGAGCUAAAGCAAUUUUCUAUGAAGAUUUUUUCAUAAAGAUAAUAACUUUAUUUACCAAGCAGCCAUUUCUGUGUUAAGCUGUUAUUAUGAAAUUGUAGGUAUAGCAUGAAGUCAUGAAAGCAAAGGAGUGGCACUCAGGUCCUCCCGCCUGUGCUGGGAUUAAGGGCAAGAACCACUACACCUGGCUGAGAAUUUUUUCCUUCCACAAAACAACUUAGUUUUUUCCCAGAAAACGUCUUAAAGGACUCCAGCAGAGCUCUUGAGUUUCUAGUCUUCAUGGAACGAGUCACUGUCCUUUAGAUUGUCAGAUCUGGUAAGCAACAGACCCAUGAUCAUGGGGACACAGUGUUUCCAUUUAUUACAAGUAGAUAGUGGGAAGAAAAUACCUCAAAGUCAAUCUUGAAAGCAUACCAGUGCGAAUCCAUGGCUGGAAGAUUGGAGGAUGACAAAUUCACAGAUCGGACAAUUUGAGCAGAAAGUGUUGCGGCUUUCCUAGGUUUCGUUUUAAGCAGAUAUUGAAAAGUAUGUGCCAGACCUGAAUGUACAUAGGAAAAUAACUUGAAGUCAAAUUCUAAACCUGGCUUUUACAAGGGAGAGAACUGGGUGAUGCAUUUAUGCCUCAUCCCACAAGAAGUAAAAACUGUCUUCCAUCCUCAUCGUAACACAGUUAUCUGUGUGUCAGCUCAAGUGGUUAUGGUUUUGAUCACCUCUGGUCUCUGUCAGGGUCUGCUUUGUGGUACUGGGCCUUCAUGAAAAGUUACUUAUAUCCCCAGCCCAAGAUAAUGUGUGUUGGCUGGUUGAUGAACCCAUCAAAGGAUAAAGUACACCUAAUUUCAGUCACAGUGGUAACUGAAUGUUAACAUGUUGAAGCUAAAAGUCACUCCAACAGUUUCCUCCAUCUGAAGUUAAAAUAAGUGAGUAUACUAUAAUAAACCAUGCUAUAAAACCAA